Fusarium pseudograminearum CS3096 is the source of this 4101-nucleotide messenger RNA. RefSeq lists its product as uncharacterized. Bases 1 to 4101 code for a protein of 1366 amino acids. Gene Ontology annotation, biological process: transmembrane transport. NCBI's taxonomy places the organism in Eukaryota, Fungi, Ascomycota, Sordariomycetes, Hypocreales, Nectriaceae. The transcript is spliced from 8 exons. The record is from RefSeq and is a predicted model, not a curated record. Gene Ontology annotation, molecular function: ATP binding; ABC-type transporter activity; ATP hydrolysis activity. Gene Ontology annotation, cellular component: membrane.
AUGCCAGACAAUUAUCUUUCUGAUAUUAGCGAUGCCAAAACAGUGCAGGACUCAGCUAGCAAGUGUCUCACUGUCACGUUUGAAGAUCUAGGCAUACAAGUCUCUGGUGAAGGUGAGAAUUUCGCUUCGACAUGUAUUUCAGUCAUCACGGGUAUCUUCCAACUUGGAAGAAAGAAAUCCCCGAAAAGGCAAAUCCUGCAGGGAAUUACCGGACAAGUUUGUCCAGGACAAAUGCUGUUGGUUGUUGGACGACCUGGUUCGGGUUGCACAUCUCUCCUCAAAGUGAUAUCAAAUCACCGGGGUGAGUUCGAUGAAGUCCAAGGCCUGGUUCAGUACGGCAAUGUUGGACAUGACACCGCAAAGGAAUUCCGCCACCACAUUGUGAUGAAUACAGAAGACGAUGUACAUUUUCCUACCCUCACGGUGUCCGAAACUCUGAGUUUCGCGAAUUCAACCAAGGUACCCAAGACGCGACCGCAACAUCUCACCAACAGAGACUACGUGCGUCAGACCUCGACCGGGAUUCUCGAGUCACUUAGCAUUGGCCACGUCCAUGAUACAAUCGUCGGCAAUGAGUAUGUUCGAGGUGUGUCUGGUGGUGAAAGGAAGCGAGUCUCGGUGGCCGAGGUCAUGAGCACGCAAGCUCCCGUUCAAUGCUGGGACAACAGUACCCGAGGUCUCGACGCAUCCAACGCCCUUGACUUUGCCCGCGUCCUUCGAAAGCAUGCAGACGAGCAGCAACGAACUAUCAUCGCGACCCUUUACCAAGCUGGCAACAGCAUCUACGACCAAUUCGACAAAGUUCUCGUCCUAGCCGAGGGUCGUGAGAUCUACUAUGGGCCAUCAACCGAGGCACGACAGUACUUUGAGACCAUGGGCUUCAAGUGUCCCCCCGGAGCUAAUAUUGCGGAUUUCUUGACCUCCGUUACAGUAGAGACAGAGCGUGAAAUCAUCCCUGGAUACGAAACAACUGUUCCUCAAACAGCCCACGACUUCGAGCAGCGAUACAAAGCGAGUGAGACGUUUCAUCGCAUGAAGCAUUUGGCCAAGUCUCGAACAAAUGAAUCUCUUGCAGCUGAGGUUGACGGUCUUCGAGACACUGUUUCGAAAGAGAAGUCUCGUACUGUCGCAGCUCUAUCCAGAGCAACUAGUCCGUACUUGGUCUCCUUCUUUCAACAGGUUUGGAUCUGUGCUAUCAGACAAUUUCAGAUUCUAUGGGGAGAUCGGUUCUCGAAUGGCCUUCAGCUAGCGUCAUCCUUGAUUAUGGCUCUUGUGACAGGCAGUUUGAUGUACAACCUCCCCGAAGACAGCACCUCCAUUUUUCGAAAGCCCGGGGCCCUUUUCUAUCCCAUUCUACUUUGGUGCCUCAACAAGAUGGCCGAGACGGCAGCAUCCUUCGAGGGCCGAGCUAUCCUCACCCGACACAAACGCUUGGCAUUCAACCGACCAGGCGCUUACGCUCUUGCUUCCGUUCUUACCGACAUUCCUUUCGUCAUCUUCAUGUUCAGCUUGUUCAAUGUUAUCUACUAUUUCAUGGUUGGUUAUCAACAUGAUGCUGGCAAGUUCUUCACCAACUGGUUCAUCUACCUUGUCACCACUCUUUGUUUUACUUCUCUGUAUCGCACAAUCGGUGCAUGGUGCAAACAUUUUGGUCUGGCUGCCCAGAUCAGCGGUUGGAUCACCAUGGUCAUGAUGGUUUACGCUGGGUACCUCAUUCCCACUACGAAGAUGCAUCCUUGGUUCCGCUGGAUCGCAUACAUCAAUCCCGCAAACUACGCUUUCUCAGCUGUUAUGGCUAGUAAGAUGGGAGACCUACAGCUGGCAUGUGUUGAGCCUCAGCUUGUGCCUUAUGGAUCAGGUUACGACGACAAUCGCUUCAGAAGCUGUACGGUGGUAGGAUCCAACGGCGAAACGAUUGAUGGCGCGUCAUACUUGAGCCUCCAAUACGGUAUUGCUCGUACUGAGAUCUGGAGGGAUGUUGGCGUCAUUAUCACUUUCUGGGUGUUCUUCUCAAUUACCGCUGCUGUUGGCUUCGAAAUGAACCUCGCUUCAGGUGCAGGUUCCAUGAUCUUGUAUGAUCGUCGAAGUCAGGCAAAGGAAUUGGCUCUGAAGGACGACCCCGAACAAACUUCGGUACAGCCUUUGCCUGAACAGAACGAUUAUAUCACCACUGCUACAACCUUUACGUUCAAGAACAUCAACUACUUUGUCCAGCAUGAGGGUCAAGAGAAGCAACUCUUGCAGAACGUCUCUGGCUUCGUCAAGCCCGGUCAGCUAGUGGCCUUGAUGGGUUCCUCAGGCGCUGGUAAGACGACGCUUAUGGAUGUAUUGGCUCAGCGCAAGGAUUCUGGUCGCCUUGAGGGCAGCAUCAUGGUCAACGGUCGACCUCAGGGUAUCAUGUUUCAACGGACAACAGGAUACUGCGAGCAGAACGACAUUCACGAGCCUACUUCAACUGUUCUAGAAGCCCUUCGCUUCUCAGCACGGUUACGACAGCCUUAUGAGAUCAGUGAAUCAGACAAGUUUGCGUAUGUGGAUCAGAUCAUUGAGCUUUUGGAGCUCGGAUCUCUGAAGCAUGCUGUCGUCGGCGCUCCCGGGCAGGGCCUGUCGAUUGAGCAGCGUAAGCGAUUGACCCUAGCGGUUGAACUCGUUGCGAAGCCUGCACUUCUGUUCCUUGAUGAGCCUACAUCAGGUCUCGAUGGACAAUCUGCUUUCCAGAUCUGCCGGUUCAUGCGCAAACUCGCAAUGGCUGGUCAGACCAUCAUCUGUACCAUCCAUCAGCCUUCCGCCGCUCUCUUCGAAGCUUUUGAUGUCCUUCUUCUCCUUGCCAAGGGUGGCCGAACUACCUACUUUGGUCCCACAGGCAAUGACUCUUCCACCGUGCUCAAGUACUUUGCCGAAAAUGGUGCUACUCCAGUGGGCGAUGUUAACCCAGCAGAGUUUAUUGUCGACGUGGUCCAGGGGCGUUUCGAGUCUCAUCUCGAUUGGCCUGAGAUUUGGAACAACUCCAAGGAGAAGGAACAGGCUCUUGUUGAGUUGGAGGAACUGGAAAAUCACAUUCCUGACGCGGUCGUUGCAAAUGAGAAGGAUUCAUCUGAAGAAUCCAAGGCUGAUUCCAAGGAUUUUGCAACUCCCCUCAUCUAUCAGACCAAGGUUGUGAUUCAACGCCAACUCAUUGCCCUGUGGCGUAACCCGGAUUAUAUCUGGAACAAGAUCGGCCUACACAUUUCCAACUCUUUGUUCAGUGGAUUUACCUUCUGGAUGAUCGGUAAUGGAUCUUUCGAUCUCCAGUUACGGCUGAUGUCCGUUUUCAACUUUGUCUUUGUUGCCCCAGGUGCUAUCAAUCAGCUUCAACCUCUCUUUCUUCGAAACAGAGACCUUUUCGAGAAUCGAGAGAAGAAGUCCAAGGCAUAUCACUGGUUUGCGUUUAUCUCUGGACAGCUUAUCGCAGAGAUUCCUGUCUUGAUUAUCUGCGCCACGGUCUAUUUUGUCUCGUUUUAUUUUCCCGCUGGCUUCCCUAUUAGAGGCAGCAUCUCUGGCCAGAUUUAUCUGCAAAUGAUUCUCUACGAAUUUCUGUACACUUCCAUUGGUCAAGCGAUCGCUGCUUACUCGCCGAACGAUUACUUUGCUGCCCUAGCAAACCCUGUCUUCAUCGGCGCCGGACUCGUCAACUUCUGUGGUGUGGUUGUUCCAUACACUCAGAUUCAGCCCUUCUGGAGGUACUGGAUGUAUUACUUAGACCCGUUUACGUAUCUGAUUGGUGGCCUGUUGGAGCCUGUCGUGUGGGAUGUGAAGGUCGAUUGUCGGUCGGAGGAGUUGACACACAUCCCGUUGCCCAACAGCAACAGCACCACCUGUGGCGAUUACAUGGCGGAUUUUAUUCGAGAUAACAGUGGCUAUGUAAUUGAUCCUGACUCAACAAGCACCUGCUCGUACUGUCCCUACACCACGGGUGCUGACUAUCUCGUUCAAGUCAAGAUUGAUGAGAAAUACUUUGGCUGGAGAGAUGUUGGCAUCACGGCUUUGUUCUGCGUCAGCUCAUAUGCUCUCGUCUUCCUUAUGAUGAAGCUGCGCACGAAGUCAACAAAGACAGCAAGUUGA